AUGUGUUCCCCAUCUAAAGUCCUCGUGGCCCUGGCCGUAACCUUUAUCCUUUCACCGACCACCAGUCGGGCUAAAACAGUCGUCAUGUUCCCGGGACCUUCAAAAAGCUACUUCAUUUACCACGCCAACAUCGGGCAGGCCCUGGUGGAUCUCGGACACGACGUGUGGAUAUGUAUCCCCGACUACCUGGCGGACAAAGGUCUCAUCAAGUACAAGGACAUCAAAACAAUCGUGUACGGUAAAGGACUGGGAGAUAUUGAGGACAACAUGUUAGAAGCGUCAAACAUCAUCGCCAAAUUCUGGGCUGGGUUUGAUACAGGUUUCGGUGACCUACUCACGAUAACAAGACUUUUCAGGAGAUUUACACGGGUUAUUCUGUGUGAUCAAAGUUUUGAAGAGACCAUAGUCAAUCUCAAGCCAGAUUUAUUUAUCUUAGACGCGUUCAUGUUCACGAGAGAGCUGCUGGUAAUCCCGUACAAACAUGAGCUGCCUUUUGCUUUGAUUGGCACAUUGCAUGAGUUAGACUUAGCCAGGGUUCCCUACAGUCCAGCGGUAGAGCCCUACAUGACCCAGAAGGGGACCAAUAGGAUGAACUUCUUUCAGAGGGUGGAGGCCACAAUAUUAGCUUCAAUUUCGAAAAUCCAUGACCCAUUUUCAGACAACAGUGCGGUUACCACAUUCGCCCCUGAAAAGCCCUAUAAAUCAUUGAAUGACAUCGCCUUACAAGCUGAAAUAUUCAUCUCUGAAUCUGACCACAUUCUUGACUAUCCCAGACCAGAGCUCCCAAACACAAAACGUAUUGGGGGAUCUUCUGUAAGUGAGGCCAAGCCACUGACAGGAGAUUUUCAAACGUUAGACAAUUCUGUCAACGGGUUAGUUGUAGUUUCUUUCGGAAGCUUAGAUCUGAAAUGCCCAACGCAUAUCUUAACCAAAAUGGUGGCCGCUUUUGAAAAACUUGAUUUGAAUGUUGUGUGGAAAGCUAAUUUAACUUCUCCUAAGCCGGACAAAAUCAUGAUUAAACAUUGGUUGCCUCAAAAUGAUCUCCUGGGUCACCCCAAGACCAAAGUGUUUGUAUCACAUUGUGGUAAGAAUGGACAGUACGAAGCCCUGUAUCACGCCGUACCUAUUCUCUGUCUUCCCGUAUUAGGUGAUCAGCAUUACAACAGUGAACGGAUCAUUGUAAAAGGUUUUGGACUUGGCGCAGAUAUAAGAACAAUUACAGCGGAAGAAUUCGCUGACCUGAUCAAAGAAGUCGCCUAUAAUCCCAAAUACAAGACCAACAUACAGAGGGCAUCAACGUUAUUCAAAGAACUCUACAAAGUACCAAUGAAGGAAGCCGCCUACUGGUUUGAUCACGUGAUGAAAUAUGGGGGAGACUACAUGAGGUCAUCUGGUCAAGAAAUGCCGCUGUAUCAAUUUCUUCUCUUGGACGUUAUGGCUUUCUUCAUUGGCGUCCUGUUUGCUACACUAUUACUACUCUUCUUUGUGGCCAGAUUUUGCUAUCGACGCAUCAGACGGUUUAAGAUAAAAGCAGAUUAA
This is a messenger RNA of Lymnaea stagnalis (great pond snail), 1539 nucleotides long. Lineage: Eukaryota; Metazoa; Mollusca; Gastropoda; Lymnaeidae. The record is from the annotation of a GenBank genome assembly.